This is a messenger RNA of Zingiber officinale, 1239 nucleotides long. RefSeq names its product protein WAVE-DAMPENED 2-like. The record is from RefSeq and is a predicted model, not a curated record. The transcript has 6 exons. Gene Ontology annotation, molecular function: microtubule binding. Lineage: Eukaryota; Viridiplantae; Streptophyta; Magnoliopsida; Zingiberales; Zingiberaceae. Bases 112 to 1026 code for a protein of 304 amino acids. Gene Ontology annotation, biological process: microtubule cytoskeleton organization.
ACGUGUCAUUGGCUCCCCACAAAGGGGGUCCCCCGUCCUUACUGCCGGAUCAGUUAAACUUACCAAAACAGUCGAAACAAUCCUUCUGGAUCUUCAGCAUCUAAUGAAGACAUGGACAAUAAUCGGGAGACUUCUAAUGCCCAAGUGCAUGUUUUACCUCGGAUUAAAAAUUUGAGAAUGGAUCAGGAGUCAGUGGCAUCAAACUCUGUUCAUGGAACUGUACAAUCAAAUCAAACCACUUCACAUCCAUUUGCAACAAAGAAACAUGCUUCUCAAGAAUGUCAUGCUUUUGUUGCUGAAAAUAGUGCUUGUGAAGAAAAAUAUCCUAAUAUUGAAACACAAUCAGCAAAUAUUCAAAAGACUGCUCAGGGUUACUCAAAGGUCGCAUCUUGGAAGCAUCUGCAUCUUGAUAACAUAAUGCACCCAGAUGAAGAGGACUCUUGCUCCAUUGCUUCUUCCAUGGCACCAUCUAUAAAAAGUAUGAAAAAUAGGGCAGUUGCUCCAACAUUCAGGAGCAGUGAGCGUGCAGAGAGGCGUAAGGAGUUUUACUCAAAAUUAGAAGAAAAGCAUCAGGCCCUGGAAGCAGAGAAGCUCCAAAGUGAAGCCAAAACAAGGGAAGAACAAGAGGCUGCUCUUAAGCAACUAAGGAAAAAUUUGACUUUCCGAGCAACACCAAUGCCCAGCUUCUAUCACGAGGGACCUCCACCUAAGGUCGAACUUAAAAAGGUCCCCCCUACCCGUGCUCGAUCACCAAAACUGGGUCGAAGGAAGAGCUGUGGUGACAUGAACACAGCCGCUGAAGGAGAAAAUGGUGGCUGGGGGCGUGGUCGACUUCAGCGUCACAGUUUAGCCACUUGCAAGGAUGCUACAAACAAGUUGAACACUACCCCCAGGAACCAGAACCCAGUGAAUAAACUCAAAGAAGGGAUCAAAUCCACUAGAGAGAACUUUAAGCAGCAGCCUACCAACAAAGAGGUCUCUCAGGCUACAUCUGAUGUAGCGUCACCAGUCAGCCCCAGUGUUUAGCAUCUCGUAAGUUGUUCUAAUCUUAAUUUACUUGAACUUGCAAAACUCUCCCUAUAAUUUAUAAUUUAUCUCCAUUUCAAACUAUCCAAUUAAGAUGGGUAGUGUCAGUGGACUUCACGGGUAUAAUGUAAAUUUUGUAGGUACCUAUAUAUGUUAGAUCAUGGCACUGGGUUUGCUGCAAUUUUAGUUUUUAUUAUGAUCCUUUUAGCAUCA